Physeter macrocephalus (sperm whale) is the source of this 3260-nucleotide messenger RNA. RefSeq names its product mex-3 RNA binding family member A (gene MEX3A). Gene Ontology annotation, molecular function: RNA binding. The transcript is spliced from 2 exons. Lineage: Eukaryota; Metazoa; Chordata; Mammalia; Artiodactyla; Physeteridae. The coding region runs from base 1 to 1170 and encodes 389 amino acids. The record is from RefSeq and is a predicted model, not a curated record.
AUGGCCAACUCCUCCAACUCAAACACCAUUCUAAUGGUGUUAGAUGUAGAAGCUGCAGAGAGCUGCAAGAUUAAGGCUCUGAGGGCCAAGACCAACACCUACAUCAAGACGCCGGUGCGAGGCGAGGAGCCAGUGUUCAUGGUGACCGGGCGGCGGGAGGACGUGGCCACAGCCCGACGCGAAAUCAUCUCAGCAGCUGAGCACUUCUCCAUGAUCCGGGCCUCCCGCAACAAGUCGGGCGCCGCCUUUGGCGUGGCGCCUGCUCUGCCCGGCCAAGUGACUAUUCGUGUGCGGGUGCCCUACCGCGUGGUGGGGCUGGUGGUGGGCCCCAAGGGGGCAACCAUCAAACGCAUCCAACAGCAGACCAACACGUACAUUAUCACGCCAAGCCGGGACCGAGACCCGGUGUUCGAGAUCACCGGUGCCCCGGGCAACGUGGAGCGUGCGCGCGAGGAGAUCGAGACGCACAUCGCGGUCCGCACAGGCAAGAUCCUCGAGUACAACAAUGAAAACGACUUCCUGGCUGGGAGCCCCGACGCCGCGCUUGAUAGCCGCUACUCCGAGGCCUGGCGGGUGCACCCGCCUGGCUGCAAGCCCCUCUCCACCUUCAGGCAGAACAGUCUGGGCUGCAUCGGCGAGUGUGGAGUGGACUCUGGUUUUGAGGCCCCGCGCCUGGGCGAGCAGGGAGGAGACUUUGGCUAUGGCGGGUACCUGUUUCCCGGCUACGGCGUGGGCAAGCAGGACGUGUACUACGGGGUGGCGGAGACUAGCCCCCCUCUCUGGGCGGGCCAGGAGAACGCCACGCCCACCUCGGUGCUCUUCUCUUCCGCCUCUUCCUCCUCCUCCUCUUCCGCCAAGGCCCGCGCUGGGCCCCCGGGCGCGCACCGCUCUCCUGCCGCCUCUGCAGGGCCUGAGCUGGCAGGACUCCCGAGACGCCCGCCGGGAGAGCCGCUCCAGGGCUUCUCUAAACUUGGUGGGGGCGGCCUGCGGAGCCCCGGCGGCGGGCGGGAUUGCAUGGUGUGCUUCGAGAGUGAGGUGACUGCCGCACUCGUGCCCUGCGGACACAACCUGUUCUGCAUGGAGUGUGCAGUACGCAUCUGCGAGAGGACGGACCCGGAGUGUCCCGUCUGCCACAUCACAGCCACGCAAGCCAUCCGAAUAUUUUCCUAAGCCCCCUGCCCCUUGCCUCCUGGGGCCACCUCCCAGGGGCCCUUCUUGGAGCUGUGUUCCAUUAGGGCAUUUUGGAAAUCAGUGAUUUGAGGGGCAAGGUGCUUACAGAUACUCGCUCUCUGGGGAGGGGGGAGGGGAGGCGAUGGUGGCUGGAGGGUGGACCACUUUCAGAGCCUCUGGUCACCCUGUCCUGGAAAGGUUGGGAGAGGGCCAGGCCGGAAAUUUUACUAGAGUUACAACUCUGAUACCUCAACACACCCUUCAGUCUGGAAGCAGCUAAGAGAAACUUUUGUUUUGCCAGAGGUGGCCACUAAGGUAUCCUGACCCCCUCUCCACCUACCCUUAUGUGUGUCACACUACCCUUUCCUCUGUGGAGGGGAUGGGGAAAGGGAGAGGGAGAAUUACCAUCUGUAUCUAGAGGUGCUCUAACAAUCCCCAAGCCCUCUGGUCCUGACCUCUGACCUCCAACCACGACCCUUUAGACCCUCCACCGCCAUAUCCUGUUUGGGAAUCUGUUCCUGGGUUUCCAGCAGUAUAAGGGGGUUGGGGCCCUUUCGGAAGUCAGGAUAGAUUUUCUAAGGGGGAAGGGGAGAAAGUAUGUCAACCAAUAAAGGGUUCAGAACUCAUCUAUCCCCACAAAGCUGGGCUAGAGGAAUCUGGAGAGGGGGUGCUCCUCUCUGCCCCUUGCAGCUUUUCCCUCCACUCUCUCCUCCCCAUCUUUCUUCCCUUUGGGUUUUCCUCACUCCUUUGUUCUCUCCCCCAACUCUCCUCUUUGCUUCCCCUUGCUGGCUGUCGCAACCAGCCCUGUCUUGCUCUUUCUCUUUCUUCCCUUCCCCCUCCCUCCUGCUCCUUCCAGCCCAGCUUUGGGGACACCAUCCCCCUGGGGAGAAGUAGGGGGAAGAACAAUUUGAUGGUCCCCCCUAAUUCCUCUUCUGGCAUCCGGAGGCCCUCUCUCCUACUCCUCCAAAGAAACACCUCAAAUUCUUGAUGGAAUGUAUCCCUGUUCUCAGUGAAAAUGUGAGGAGGGGACCAAUACUGGGUUACAUAAAGGGUCAAACCUCCACCUUUAUCAUCUUGGGGCAUUACAUUUAAGGAACAGUUCUUGGGCUGGAUUUUCUGGUGGUGGGAGGGGGAGAGCCAGGGUAGUGUGUCUGCAGUUUUGAGCAGGAAAGGGCCUGAGGCCAUAGGAGAGGCUGCUGGGGGGAGGGGCUGCUCCUCCUCCCCUGCAGUGCCCCACUCCAUGCGCCCCUCUCUGGACCUGACCUGAACCCUUAUUAGCACGCUAAUCAUGAAGUCUCUGUCUCACUCAUUGUGGUUGAGGAGAGAGACCAGGUCUUCAGACAGGGGUCAAUCCAGAGCCAAGCAGGAUUGGGGUACAGCAGGGCCUGUUCUGAGAAUCAUGUAUGAUUUUAAGCCUUGCACCCCCUUUGCUGCUUCCCUACUGCUCAUCUGGGGCAGCCACCCGCCUCCCGCCCUCCUGGGUUCCGCUGGCCGGGCCAGGAGAGGAUGGGGGAUGGGAGUCCCACGGGGGUCCUAGGAGAUUCUUGUAUAUAGUAGGGUGGGACUCUUCUAAGUGAUCUCUGAGCACUUAAACUCCGGAGUCCCAUUCUUCCUGGAUGGAGAGGGGGUACAGGGAUGGGGGUACAGAGGGGAUUUCCUCCUCUCCUUCCUCCUGUUGUGAAUUAACUCACCUCUCCUCAGCCUUCCCCUCCAGACCACCAGCCAGGGAGGGGAGCGGAAGGAGGUCACAGCCAGGAACACUGGCCUGUGACAACUUCCCUCCUUCCCGCCAAUGUGAGCCAUCCUGAGAUGUCUGUACAAUAGAAACCAAACCAAAUGGGCACCCCUCGGUCGCCGAGGGGGGGUGGGGAGGGGGGUGGGAAGAUGGGAUGUCUGUCUGUCGAUCCCCCUCCCCCUCUCCACUCUACCCACAAAGGCAGAAGACUGUUACACUAGGGGGCUCGGAAAAUUCAAUCCCACUCUUACUAAUUGAGCCAAACCUAGAAACAAACGCAAAACACAUAGUGAGAGACAAGAUAGAGGAGAGAAAGAGAGCGUGAGAGGGAGCGAGAUAGGUGACCAACACAGAG